Molecule: messenger RNA, 2498 nt
Organism: Dicentrarchus labrax (European seabass)
Lineage: Eukaryota; Metazoa; Chordata; Actinopteri; Moronidae
Gene: sult6b1
Product: sulfotransferase family, cytosolic, 6b, member 1
Exons: 7
Coding region: 202-1092 (296 amino acids)
Biological process (GO): sulfation
Cellular component (GO): cytoplasm
Molecular function (GO): sulfotransferase activity
Source: RefSeq, a predicted model, not a curated record
CUCUCACUGUUGCUCACUCACUUGCAGGGCAGCAGUGGAUGGACACCCAGCUGCACAGAAGGCAGUUCUUCUUUCUCUGGCUACACCCUGUUUACUCUGUGUGCUUUCUUUUUUGAAGCUGCAGUUGGUUUUAAACUGUUGUCUUUAACUCACUUUGAGGAGAGGGUUCUGAUCUGUGCAGCUACACAGUACUGAUUCAGGAUGAGCGCCGCCAACGUGCAGUCCAAAAUGCAGAUGGCAAAGGAAAUCAGUGACGAGGAGAAGUUGUACAGAUACAACGGGGUGCUGUACCCACGCAUCAUGUGCCCCGAGGAUCAUCUAAAGAGUCUGGAAAACAUCACGGCCAGAGAGGAUGACAUCAUGCUGGUAGCGUAUCCCAAAUGUGGUUUUAACUGGAUGGUGGGGGUGAUUAGGAAGAUCAUUACAGAGGCCACAGGGAUGAAAACGGAAUCCAAGAUGCCGCCACUGAUCGAGUUUUUUGGACCAGAUGCCUUAAAGGUCAUGGAAGAAGCUCCCUCUCCAAGGCUUCUGGGAACUCACAUGCACCCUGACAACAUCCCCAACUCCUUCUAUGAAAAGAAGACUAAAAUGCUGGUGAUCUUCAGAAACCCUAAAGACACUCUGGUCUCCUACUAUCAUUUCUCCAACAACAACCCCGUCCUCCCAGGAGAGUCCUGGGAAUCCUUCUACUCCAACUUCAUUAGUGGGGAAGUUUCCUGGGGGUCCUAUUUUGACCACGCUUUGGCCUGGGAGAAGAGGAUGGACGACCCCAGUGUUAUGGUUGUCACCUAUGAAGAACUGAAACAGGACCUGACUGAGAGCAUCCGUCAGAUCACCACGUUCUUUGGCUUCAGCCUGACUGAGGCUCAGGUCCAGCAGAUCGCAGAGGGGAGCACCUUCAACGCCAUGAAGAAGAACUCCGCUAACUCCCAUGCCGGUGUGGGAAACAUCAUCUUCAGGAAAGGCGAGGUUGGGGACUGGAAGAAUCACUUCACACCAGAACAAAGCCAAGAGAUGGAUGAAGCCUUCAACAAGCACCUGGCAGGAACCAGGCUGGGAGCCAAACUCGACUACCAAAAGCAUUGUCAGUAGAAAGCAAGGAGGCAUGAGAAGAGGAAAAGGGAGGGAAAGUAUGUAAAAGAAGAGCUUGCGGGACUUAACUGCCCUGAUCUGAGUCCGACAACCCCCCCACCAUCUUUAACCUGAAGCAUUUAAUUGUAAGAGGAGGUUGUUGGAGGCAGUAAUCUGAAAGGAAACACUGCCUGAGAGGCUCAGUUCAGGGCCAAAAGUUCCUUAGUGACAAGCUCAAAGAAAGAAGGAAGAGAAUGUAGAAAGAGGGAUCAAGAAGGGAAAAAGUGCAUUAUGAGUUAUUGUCUUAUUCGGACCAAUAUGUUAAGUUUUGUUGCUGUACAAGUUCUACAACACAGAACAUUAAAGGAAUAGUUUAACAUUUUGGGAGAUUGAUAUCACUCUUAUAUUUGUCCUUUAAAUAUAAGAUUACAGCUCCAAGACAAGAAGGCACACAACCCACAACUGCACUUUUCCAGAUCCAGUCUUUAUGCUAAGCUAAGCUAACUGGCUGCUGGCUGUAGCUUCACAUAAGAGUGGUAUCAAUCUUCUCAUCUAAUUCUCUGCCAGAAAACGAAUUAGGGUAUUCCCCCAAAAGGUCAGACUAUUCCUUAAACACCACCAUGGGUUCAUCUGAAGUCUAGUUGGGUCCAGGGAGACAAAUAAAACCAGGGUUGAAAACCUGACAGACACCUGUUUCAAAGUUCAGUAACACAUUAAUAUUAGUUAGCAGUUAGAGAACAGAGGUUACUGGAGUUUAUGUGUGCAGCUUGCCGCCAUUUAUGUCAGUUUCUACAGACAGAACAUUAAUUGGCUUAAAGAUGGACAGGAGAGUAAGCAAAACAAACAAAAAAAAAAAGCCAUCACAGUGAGGUGUGACCUGUCAGCACCUGUUAAAGGCUGCAUGAUAGUCUCCUUUAUGUAGGAUUAAAACUUUGGUGCCCCCCAGUGCUGGCAGACAGCAAUGCAAUCUGAAUAAUUUGAAAAAUGCUGUACAAAUUAAAGACUGUAUAAUUACUGAUAGAAGUGUACAGUAGAAGUGGACCUUGUUAAUGGCACUUUGUGAAGAGAAAAAUGGUUUGUAGUUUUGGAAACAUUCAGCCAAGUUGGUUUCUGUUUGCUCUGAGCAAAUACUUAUCCGGACCAAAGUUUAUCAGAUUCUCUUGUUUGCCCUCUGGAUUGGAUUUUCUGCCGUAUCAGAUUUGUUUUAUUUACCAAUGUUUUACACCUGAUUAAAACACAUAACAGUUGAAUUAUCUUUCUACUGGCAGCUACUCACAGACUUCUCUGGUUGUGUAACUGUUGCUUUGAAACGAUACUUCUAUGGGCUAUAAUAAAUAUGCACAAUCACUGUUUGUAUGUACUGUAUAUACUGUAUAGUACAUCACUGUACAUGGUCAUGAUGAGAAAUAAAACUCCUUUCAAGUUCA